ACGUGCACCAUCGGCGUCCACGUGGUGAAAAACGAAAAAGCGAGCGAGAGACCGGCAUCGUAUCGCACGUUUUAUAUCGUUUGUAUCCGCGAGGGGCAGAGAAAAACGUGGUCGACGUAAUAAUUUUUGUUUUAGCAAUAACGCGGUUAGACUUGGGGUUUUUCAUUAUUUUUUACGAGGAGGAAGUUUUGACGAGGACGUUUUUGGAACACACGGUGUUUUAAAAACAACGAUUGAAUUUUAAUUGUUUUAAUUUUCGGGACCGCGUGGUUGACUUGGCAACAGCUGUUAGGGGAUUUUUAUGUUUGUUGUUUUGUUGGAUUUGAUGAUGGAGUAUAUUGGUAAUUUUGGUUCGAAUAAAAGUGGAUCGUUCACGCUAUGGCCCCGUCUCCAGUUCGUCAGUUAUUAGUGUGGAGCUUGCCUUCCGUUGCCGUUCUGCUCAGCUAUUUGUGGUACAAAAAGAGGAGAAUUGGAGCUCGAAGUGACACAGGAGGCAUCAAAUCCAUAGAUGAGGCAUAUGAGCGACAGCAAACUUGCUUAGCAGACAAAGACUUGAAAAGUGAAGCUGUUGAUAUUGUGACAUCUAAGAAAUCAGACAGGGUUAGACCGAAUAGUAUUCCAUCCAAGACGGUGACCCCUGCUAAAUCAUUGAAGCGAUCUUUGAGCGGAGUAGAAACUGCUCCAAUUGAUAUAAUCUACCCGAGAGAACUUAAACUUUCUAGAUCAAGUUCGAUUAUCAUUACGGACGAAGCUUUGGAAUUGGAAAUUAAAAAGUGUAAAUCUACAAAAGAGUAUUACAACUCUCCUAGCGCCAUUUCCGCCCACUUAUCGAAAACACCCUCGCCUGUAAAUUCUGACGGGUACGCACCCACCAGCCCCGAGUCUCCGCAGCGAGAUCAGAACAGCGGUAACACUAGCCCCUUGAUCAGUCCUUUCAAAAAGGAAAAGUUCGAACACCAGGUUGUGAGCAGUACCAGUAAAAGCGACACGCCAAAGGAUAAGGGCAGUGGCAAGAAGAAUAAGGCGAAGAAUAAAAAUAAAGGCAGUCCAGAGAAAGGCAAAGAGAGCAGCGCUAAGAAGAUGGCACAGAAGGAUAUCGCGACCGUUGAGGAGAAAAUGUCUGCGAUGAAGAUAUCAAACAAAACCGAGUCUGCUCAAAAGGUAUCAGCACCCGUCAAACCAGAGAACCCAAAAACUGAGACCAAAGAAGAUGACCCCAAAAGCCGCCGCGAAAUUCACAGGAAAAAUUCGGGACGCGAUUCGGCCAAUCACAGUCCUUCAGAUGUUAUGUUAGCCAGUCCCAGCUUGAGCAGCAUGUCCGACAAUCAUAGUGAGGGUUCAAGUGAUAGUGGUAAAGGAGGCAGUGACGUGGCGACGCCCCCUCCCUCAAGAACGCCUCAACUUGAGAACGCCCAGACUAGCUACGAAUUCGUGAUUCCCCAAAAUCUCGUGGGAAAGUUGAUCGGCAGACAAGGAUUUUUUGUACAGAGCAUCAAAGAGAGGUGCAACGCUCAAGUUUACAUUAGGAGACACCCUAGCAAUAAUAGAUUGAAGUUAUGUAGUAUAGAAGGAACCCAAGCAGAAAUAGACAAGGCCCUAAAAAUGAUCAGAGAAAAGUUCCCAUUGAAAAAAUACUCUGAUAUUACCCUGGAGCAGGUUCAUCUUACACCACUUGUGCAUACAGUUCCUCUUAUUCCAGAUAGCUUAUAUUUAAAAUUAGUAGACGGCAUAAAUAACGACACAAUCCUAAGCUGUAUGGUGGCCCCGGAUCAUCUGUUUAUGCAGCAACCGACGCACCCGUCUUUCCCAAGUUUGAGUUUGUUGAAAAAUUGUAUGAAUCAAUGUUAUGCCGAUACUAAUUCACCUCUGUUACCCUCACCUAUUCCAGAAAACACAGUGUGUGUCGCUUACUCAAUAGACUCCUGGUACAGGGCGAUUGUAUUAUCCACAGAUGAAGAAACUGAGACCUCCUACGUAAAAUUUUUAGACUACGGGGGUUAUGCUUAUGUCGAAAAUGAUAAAUUACGACAGAUAAGGCAAGAUUUCAUUAUGUUGCCAUUCCAAGCAGCCGAGUGCUUUUUAGCUAAUGUGAAAUCUAAAAAUGAGGAUGGUAGUUGGCCCGAGGGCGCAUACAACCUAAUAGCAGAAUUAACCAAAGGUUCCAUUAUCUAUACGCAGGUAGCAGACUAUACCCCAGAUGGAGUACCUGUAGUCUUAUGUUUUAUCAUAACAAGUCCUACCGACUACAUAUUCCUAAACCAAAAACUAGUAGACGAAGGUUACGCAGAUUGGGUACCUUUCGAGGACACACCGACAACGUCCACGCAAACACAACAAUCGGAAGAACCCGCGUCGACAAUGGUCGCGUAAUCCACUUUUCGUAAAAGUUUUGAUUUUUUUUCCUUUUUUUGUUAUUUAUUGCGCUUUUUGUGUAAUCAUAGUAUCGUGAUUUAAGACCUUAAGGUCUAAUUUAGGAGGUUCUAAGGUCGUGUUUGAAGUAAAGGAGCGAAAUUCACUAUUAGGGGCUGUAGAGAUAUACUUAGGAAAGCAUAUUUUAAGCAGUAUUUCUACUGUUUUUUAUCGAUAAUUAGCGUUGAGUCAUUUUUAUAUUUUAAUAAUCUCUAGGUUUUAGUUUAACGACUGAUGAUUAUGCAUAUUUAUAUUAUUAGUUUGGUACACAGACUGUCCUAAAGUUCGAGAUAUACAUAAAUCAUAUGUAAUAGUUCUAACUUUGGGAUGCUCUGUAAAUUGCGUUUAAACCGGUUUUUAACGGUUUUAGCUAGUAAUUGUUUUAUUAUAAUAUAACCUGCAAUGCUUAACGGUUUAAGCGAAAGGAAAACUUUCUCAUAUCCAAUAAUUGGCAUUUAUUUAAAUUUAACAUUCAGGUACAUAAUAUCCUAAGGGGAUCUAUUCAAAGUAUCCAUUCCUUCCGACCUAAUAACCGUAAUAACUGACCCGAAAUAAUGACCCACUAAAAACUUAAUACAACCUACUCCUUACUAAUAUUCUAAUAACCCCAGUUCCGUCUUUUGGUGAAUUUUCUCGGGACCCCUUUUGUACAUAUUUGUGUUAGUUUCAACUUGAAAUGAUCAUAAGGGUAUGAUCAUUUUAGUAGUGACAUUUAUUAAAACUUUUUGGCUAAAACGUAAAUAAGACAAGUUUAGGUUUAAAUGGGAAAAUCUGUCGUUGGAGGCAAAACACUCAAGAGUAACAUUUAAAGGGUACAAUGGGCUGAAAUAAUAAAAAUUAGAAUAAUCUAUAAAAGUUCUUUGAUAUCUUUAAGGGAUUGCUUCUAAAUAAAGCCAAAUAAAAUUUAUUGAACUAUGUAUUUUUUUUUAGAGUAAUCUGCUUUUAAAUCACUCAUAUCUUGAAAUAAAUCCCUUUCAUUCCAUUUCAGGCCCCUUUAAAUAAAACGUUUUUCUAGUAUGUUCAGGGUAUUUCGUUCAAAAUUCUGUCUAUAGACCCGCGCUCAUUUGCCAAUUAAACCGACAAGAAUUUUUUGUAGUUUAGGAUUUGGUUUGGUGAACAACGUGUGUACACACAAACUCAUUGCCUGAUAUGAGAAUGAUUUUUUUUAAUUUUAUUUCCUUUGAUAUGGCUUUGUGAAUUAAUGUUUUAAGUUAUUUUUAUUAUGUAAAUAGUCGGAGAUAUAUUUUUUGCGGCAAGCAGCAUCUUUUUUUUUGUUUCGUAGGAUAAAAAUUGUUUUUUUUUCUAUAUCGAUUUUUGUACAUAUUAAUUUCAGGGAGGGUACGGUUGUACACGUUUCGAUGGAUUGACACAGAAUGGUAUGAAGAUAAAAUAGAAAUUAAAAUUUAUAAAUUCACGUACGUUUUAACUAUUAUGGUUAUAUGCUCUUCCUCAGGUCGAAUUGGAGACUGAUUUUUGCCCUAAUCAUUUGAACUUAAACCGUUCUGUGUUUUUUAAUAAACAUACAAUUUUACGUUUCCUUGGGUUAGUUUCUGUUAGUAUUUGCGUUAAAUUGAUUUACAUAUUAUGUUAUCGUAGAUGUUUUGUAUAUAUUAAGAAUUUCAUGUAAUAUAUUCUUUUGGAUUUUGUCUUUAAUGAUAUAUUAAUAAAAAUGUAUUUUUAAAAAGCAAGAA
Anthonomus grandis grandis is the source of this 4100-nucleotide messenger RNA. RefSeq names its product A-kinase anchor protein 1, mitochondrial (gene spoon). Lineage: Eukaryota; Metazoa; Arthropoda; Insecta; Coleoptera; Curculionidae. The coding region runs from base 379 to 2370 and encodes 663 amino acids. The record is from RefSeq and is a predicted model, not a curated record. The transcript has 11 exons. Gene Ontology annotation, molecular function: RNA binding.